This is a messenger RNA of Scutellospora calospora, 402 nucleotides long. The record is from the annotation of a GenBank genome assembly. Lineage: Eukaryota; Fungi; Glomeromycota; Glomeromycetes; Diversisporales; Gigasporaceae.
AUGGAAAAUAAAAAAAAAUAUAACACAUACUCGCAAUAUAAACGUCAAGUUCCGGAGAAUAAGAAAAGACAAAAACAAUGGCAAGAACGUGAUAGAAUAGUUAGCUACAAACAUCGUAUCAUAGAGACUAAAAUAGAACAAGAACAACGAAAAGAGCGUGACAAGUUAGCUCAUCAUAAACGAAGAAAUCAAACUAAUGAUAAUUAUAAUAUUGAACUAUUUUACCUUGGACCUCAUGUAAUCUGUAAUUAUUGUGAAGUGAAAAAAUUUGUAGGAGAAUCUAAUAGUUUAUGUUGUAAUAAUGAAAAAAUUGUAUUAAGUGAUGAAGAAACCCCUCCUGCUCUGCUAGAUUUAUUUAUUAAAACGGAUAAGAUUAGACAUAGAUUUCGAAAUAAUAUAUGA